Molecule: messenger RNA, 6853 nt
Organism: Harpegnathos saltator (Jerdon's jumping ant)
Lineage: Eukaryota; Metazoa; Arthropoda; Insecta; Hymenoptera; Formicidae
Gene: Ptp69D
Product: Protein tyrosine phosphatase 69D
Exons: 11
Coding region: 1227-5660 (1477 amino acids)
Biological process (GO): protein dephosphorylation
Molecular function (GO): protein tyrosine phosphatase activity; protein binding
Source: RefSeq, a predicted model, not a curated record
CGCACUCAAUAAAGAUUUAGACAAGAAUAGCGCUGAUCCGAAGUAAAGCAAACGAAUCUAGACAUUGCAUGUUCUAUGCUUGUCCAGGACGUAACACGAGUCUUCGCGCAGUCAAAUCGGCAAAAACGCGCCUCCGCUCGCUGAUUGGCUAAUUUCCAAGUGUCACGAGUAUUCCCCUCAAGCUUCAACCGAGGAGAGCGGAUUUCACGAACGAUAUUCCAGAGAGCCGUUCGAUAUUCGAUUAGAAAAUUUCACUCCGACUAGCGACGCCUACCUUCGGAAAAAACAAAUCUCUCCUCCCGGGCACGCGGUGUGAACCCCCUAUGCGCGCAGGUUGGCUGAAACAAUACUCGCGCGACAGUCACAAGAGCGCGCGGCGCGUCGCCGCACGGUGGUCGCGAGUGUGCGGGAGCGACAGCGGCGAUAGACACACAAGAAAGAGGAAGAGAGACAGGGACCUCCGGCGGCUUCGCCGUCGCCAUCCUUCUCCUCCGGCGCAAGCAACCCCCCACGUCCGUCGGCGGCGGCGCGUCCCUGGCUUGCGCGUGAUGAAAUUCAGUUCCGCUGGCGCACCGUUACAGGAGGUGAGGUGAUCCACCGUCGCCGUCGCGUGAGCGCCCGUCCGGCCGCCAAAGUGCCGCGAGUCUGGCCGAAGUGUUGAAAGAAAGAGACAGUGAGAGAGGAGAGAGGAGAGUGAAGAGAGGAAGAGCGCGUGCGAUAUACGCACGUAUUACGCGCGACGCGCUAGAAAAGUUCCCAGGCGCCGGAUUUUGUUGAGGUGCGCAAGUAAUGAGCGAGCGAGCCGACUGACGAAACGCAGGCUAAUUGAGCGAGCCGCCGCCGCCGACAACGACAACGAUCACGACGACGAGGACGAGGACGAAGAUUACACCUGCGCGACGACGUAUCGUCAUCAUGGGCCUGCGAGGGCGGCGUUGAAGGAGACGGACUCCCAAAGGGUAGGAUCGCCAAACCAGGCGAGGACAACGACGGGAGCAGGAAGCGUCGGUUAGAGGCGAAAGGCAGGCAGGGAGGUCGCUCUACCUGUCUUCGGGGAACCGAACGCGAGGAGAGCCGAGCACCUCGACCUCAACUCGCCGACGCGCUCUCGCAGGCAGGCAGGCAGGCACGCACGCACGCACGCACGCACGUACGUACGUACGUACGUACGUACGUACGCACGCACGCACGUCCGCACGACCAACCGACCGGCUGUCACGACCGCCAUGUUAUCCCGGAGCAGCAGUGGUGUUACGUCGUGCGUGUCGUCGUUGGCGCCGCUGCUCUGCUUCCUCGUGCUCGGCGCCGCCGGCCUCGACGAAUCCGGAGUAGAUAAGUCGAAAGCAACGGAAACAAAGGCUUCGCUGGAGAUCAUGUCCUCGCAGAACAUCGAGGGUAUAGAAGCAGGUAGCACACCGUCGGUGGAAUGUUGGAUGAACGUGCCGGGCCAGAUCUGGUGGAGCACCGGCGGCAGGAAUCUCACUACCGUCAACUCAAACUUCAGCGGACGACUCGACAUCAAGAAAGCCAGCAGGAACGACACGGGCGACUACAAGUGCGUGGCGCAGACUGUCGACGGCAAAUUACUCGAGAAGCACAUUCAUAUCAGAGUGAUAGAACCCGGCAGAAUAGCGUCCGGCGGCGAUGUGAGAGCGAAAGUGAUGGAAGCGGCCAACUUGACGUGUCACAUACACGGUUAUCCAUUAUCCCAAUUUAGUUGGUUAAAAGGGAAUGAUUCAGAGAGCACCGAGUACUUGAGAGAUCUGACGGUCGUCACGCAGAUUAACGAGACCUACACCAUCUUGACCCUGGAAUUCAAGAAUCUAGCCAAGUCCGGCAAGGACAAUGGCACGUAUAUGUGCCGGGCGAGCGACUACAACAGCGUGAUAAACACCACCGUACACCUGUUCGUCAUUGACGUGCCAAAAGUUAGCAUAGAUUUUAUGAAAGCGGUCGGUGCGGGCAGUAUCUUUCUAAAUUGGACCGUAAACGACGGCAAUGAGCCGAUCGAGAAAUACUUCAUCUAUCACAUGAAGAACGGCACGGAUCAGUAUCAAUACUACAUGGAGCAGAUCGGCGGCGGUAACUCGAGCUACAUCCUGAAGGGGUUCGAGAGCGGUACCGCGUACCAGAUCGGCAUCGGUGCUACCAAUGCGGCGGGCCCGUCGCACAUGCAGUUGGAUCCGCGGUGGAUCACUACGCUUGAGAAAGAUCCAGUCUUUGUGCCGAAGGUGUCAGUGAACGGCGUGACGAAGAACUCGAUCACGAUAGGUUGGACUGUACCGCCACUGGAUUUGAAGGAACACGUGCACUACUACAAUCUAAUGGCCACCCACGCCGAUCAGAAGAGAGAAGCGGUGUAUCCCGCUCAGCCGAUCACUGUGUACGCCUUUAUAGAACUCGACCCGGCGACCACUUACAAGUUCAAGAUAGCCGCCUGUAGCGAAUAUACGAAACAGUGCGGUAACUGGAGCACUGAAGUGAAUGGCACCACUCUGGAUGGAGUGGCCAGUCCUCCAAGGAAUCUCACCGUUUAUUGUAGCUACGACAAUAUAAGCAGCGCCAGUUACAUCUACAUCACAUGGGAUCAUCCAGAGAAGCCGAAUGGUGUUAUACAACGAUACAAUAUACAAGGGAACGGUACGGCUGUGUUCAAAGAUGAGAUGGGCCGUCUGAACAAUGUUUGCUCCGAUCUACCGAGCUGGAGCGUACACAAGAAGAACAACGCGCGAUAUGGUCAUGCGCUUCCCAAUACAAAUUACACGGUUCGUGUACACGGAGUAACUAGGUCUCGCACUAACGGCAUGGACGCCGUAGGGAACUGCACGACGCCAGUAGCCGUACCGAGCCGGGACAACCUGAACAUGCGCUCUUGGCGAAAGAUCGAGAGCCAAGGCAGGCAAUUGUUCAAGCUCUAUCUGCCGCGCAUCACCGAGCGAAACGGCCCGAUCUGCUGUUACCGUGUGUACCUGGUGAAGUUGCCGCCGCAGAAGACAGUCAGCGACCUGCCCUCCCCGGAGGAGACCAUGGUCUACUCUUACCAAUACGCGCACAGCUCGCCGAUUGGCGGCGCCUACAUUGCCGAGACGUUCGACAGCGACCAGCUGUCGAGCGAGAUCUUCCUCGGCGAUGGCGAAUCGUCCAAUGGCGGCGCGAUGUGCAACAAGUGUCUCGGGCUGCGUCCAAAACCAGCGCCGCCAGUGUUACACCUCGACCCCGAGAUUCAGACCACUGCUGCGGCGACGAGCAACGGAACCACCACUACCUCCACUACCACCACCACAUCGACUAUGACACCGACGAUGUCUACGAGCAGCAGUAGUAGUGGCACGACCACCGGCACAUCCAUUUCAUCGACCACCAGCACCACCAGUACCACAAUCACAACUGGCACUAGCACUACCAUCACCACCACCACCAUGAAGACAGACACAACCACGGCCGUACCGUUGAUGAAUAAUACCGAACAAGCAGAGAGACGGAAAAGGGAGGACUCGCCCGUGUUGAGGGCAUCGGUAGACGGAUCCGGAGAACCCAACGUAUUUUUGUCUCACGAUGGCUUCCUCGACGAGACGUCGAAUUAUACCGGUUUCAUUGAGGUUAUUGUGUUCGGCAGUCAGAAGGAUCAGUUUCUACCGGCUUACAGCAGUUACUUCAGUCCUCUCUAUGGCGGAGUAGAUCCCCUCAGUAUCACAGCCGCAGAAGUGACUACUCUAGGCGUGAUACUGCAGCUUUCCAUCGCCUUGAUAUUGUUCAUCGUCAUCCUACUCAUCGCGCUCUGCAUUCUGCACAGAUACACGAAACGUGCGCAAGAAAGGGAGGAGAUUAUAACUCUGCGUAAUAGUUUCAGGCAUCUCUGUAGAAGUCUAAGAGGAAGGCAUCAGCUCGUGGCGGCAAGCCCACCGGACAUGCCACCUAUACCCAAGACCGAACUCCUGCAAGCAUACCUGGAGCGUCAUCGGGACUCGGAUUACGGUUUCCAGCAUGAAUUCGAACUGCUGCCGGAUCGCUUUACAGACAGGACGACUCGCGCGUCCGAGGCACAGGAGAACCUCUACAAGAACCGUUAUCCAGAUAUCAAGUGUUACGAUCAGACGAGAGUACGUCUGGCGCAGAUGGACGGCAUCUGCGGUUCCGACUACAUCAAUGCCAACUUCGUGCUAGGCUACAAAGAACGCAAGAAGUUCAUCUGCGCCCAGGGCCCGAUGGAGAACACCGUGUGCGAUUAUUGGCGCAUGAUCUGGGAACAGCACCUGGAGCUGAUACUUAUGUUGACAAAUCUCGAGGAGUACUCGAAGACCAAGUGCGCAAAGUAUUGGCCGGACAAACGCGAGACCAAGAACUUUGGCGACAUCACCGUGGAGCACGUGAAGGAGCGCGCUUACUCGGACUACGUGGUGCGUGAAUUGAAGAUGACGCGACUGGGGGAGCGCGACGCGCGCACGAUCGUGCAAUACCACUUUCUUGUGUGGAAAGACUUUGUCGCGCCCGAGCACCCUCACGCGAUCCUUCGCUUCAUUAAACGCGUCAACGAAGCGUACUCGCUGGAGAAAGGCCCGAUCUUGGUGCACUGCAGCGCUGGCGUCGGCCGAACCGGCACUUUGGUGGCGUUGGAUUCUUUGCUACAGCAGCUUGCUGAGGAGGGCCAGGUGUCAAUCUUCAACACCGUAUGCGAUCUGCGGCAUCAACGCAAUUUCCUCGUACAAUCGCUCAAGCAAUACAUCUUCAUCUAUCGCGCGCUCAUGGAAAUGGCGCAGUACGGUGAUACGGAGAUCCCGGCUCCGCAGCUCAAGGGCACCGUUGCCAAACUCAGGCAGAGGGACAACGGCAAGGAGAAGUGUAGAAUGGAGGAGGAGUAUGACAAAAUCAGCUCCGUGCUAGAGGACCGAAAAUCCUUCUCCGUUGGCGGUGGCGAGGAGAAUAGGACGAAGAACAGAAGCGAACUAGUGAUACCUUACGAUAGAAAUCGCGUGAUACUCACUCCGGUUCCGGGCAGAGAACAUUCGACGUACAUAAACGCAUCGUUCAUCGAGGGUUACGAUAAUUCCGAGUCCUUCGUCAUUACGCAAGAUCCACUGGAAAUCACCAUAACUGAUUUCUGGCGAAUGAUCUCGGAACAAUGCAUCUCUACAAUAGUUAUGUUAUCUGACUUAAACGAAGGCCCACGGAAGUGCCCGCGCUACUGGCCCGAUGACGAGACCGAUUAUGACCACAUAAGGGUUCGCUAUAUUCACAGCGAGAGCUGUCCGUACUACACACGUCGUGAGUUCUGCAUUUUGAACACAAAGACUGACGAGAGCGGAAUGGUGAAGCAGUACCAAUAUCACGGCUGGCCAACGGUGGAGGGUGAAGUACCUGAAGUGACGCGCGGUCUCAUUGAGCUCGUGGACCAAACACUCACGAACGACGCCGAGAUGAGUGGCUCGUUAGUCGUGCACUGCAGCUACGGAUCAGACCGGAGUUCCAUGUUCGUGGCGCUCAGCAUACUGGUCCAGCAGCUGCGUACCGAGAAGCGGGUGGACAUCUUCACAACGACGAAGAAGCUGCGCUCGCAGAGACACGGCAUGAUCAGCACCUUCGCGCAGUAUGAGUUCCUUCAUCGCGCCAUCGUGAAUUACUCGGAUCUUCACAAUCUGGCUGACGACGAGCCGGUGUCAUAAUGCCUAGGAGAACGAGGCUAGAUUGUACGAAAUACUCUGUUUGGCCGGACAUGUGCGUAAGGAGGACGUUCCGCGAGUGUCCGACGAGUCCACGGACGUUCGAACGAGUUCGUACAUACGAGUUCGAACCAACCAAAGAUGAACGAGCAUUGACGAACGGUCACCAACCGCCAUCAUCCUUAUCUCACCGUCAUCGUCAUCAUCGUCGUCAUUGCCAUCGUUAUCAUCGUCGUCAUAUAAGACAAACGGACUGACGCACACGCGACGACGACGGCGGCGGCAGCGGAGACUCGCCGUGUCGUACGUGCUGCAUCUGGAGACUCUAUUUGUACAUAAUAUAUCCGCAAAUUUUACAUGUGCUGACCAUAAACAGACUACUAGAAGGAACUAAUAAGCGCGCGCGUAAGAGAGGGAAUAUCGCGGACUCCGCUGAGAAUACUCGCGGCCUGUUAGACGGAAAUCGAAACACGUUCGAAUAGUCUGCAUUCAUUAUUUACACGGAGAAAAGAAAAGAUAGCUUGAAUUAACGUGAUAAUGAACGUGAAUCAGACGCGUUUUGCUCGAAGAAAUUCCUGCUUUUCAGAACCGAUCACUAAGAAUCUAAGCUAAUAAGAAGCACACGCACACACAGGGAUGUUUAAGACUGAGAAAAAAUCUCGGCACAUGCAAUACGUCGUCUACAUUAAUCUUCCUGUAAAGAAACGCAUUAUUCGCCACCAACAUCCUUGCGCGUUUCUCAUUGGCCUAAAAUGAUUCGCGGUGAUUAAAUAUCCGAGAACCUUCAUUCAAAAUACUGGCUUUUAAAACUGAAUUUAUUAGAAUCCUGUUCCCUUCAACCAAAACGCAUUUGGUUCGUUUUUAUCGUCUUAUCAAUCGAUCUUUUUUCUUCGCACAUGUAUGGAUUCGCGACGGUCGCUCAGUCAAUCGGUCAGAAUCGCGAGAUGCGAGAUGGACAAGACUUGCGGUGCGGCUACAUCGCGAAACUGUUACACAGAAGCUUAUUUUUUAUCGAUAGUCUAAUGAUCCACCGGAGCGUAACAUGUGUCCAGAAGUGCAUCGAAGUUCCGCGAUCGAAAUUCCGGGAUGACGAGCGAUGCUCUCGGGCCCGAGAACGGGCCGACAAGAUGAAGAUGUCAGAGCUCUCUCUCUCUCUCUCUCUCUCUCUCUCUCUCUCUCUCUCUCUCUCUCUCUCU